This is a messenger RNA of Antrostomus carolinensis (chuck-will's-widow), 477 nucleotides long. RefSeq names its product RING finger protein 32-like. The transcript has 3 exons. Lineage: Eukaryota; Metazoa; Chordata; Aves; Caprimulgiformes; Caprimulgidae. The coding region runs from base 1 to 477 and encodes 158 amino acids. The record is from RefSeq and is a predicted model, not a curated record.
AUGGGAGCAUCUUCAGAGCCGAUGGCCAGAUUGCUUAGGCCUAUGGCAAUAUGCAGAAUCAUACCUAAGGCAGUUCAACAGAUUAGCAAUCGACUCCUGAGUUCUUAUGACAUCAACCUAGAUGAAUUUUUUUCUGAGAUAGAUUCUUCUCUAGCUGCGAGCCGAGAUGUGUUUCAGCAGUUGGAAGGAAAAGAAAUAUCAAUAAGUGACACUGACUGGGAGAAGAUCCAGAUGCAGGCAUUUCGGCAAGAGAUCUUUGACUGCCCAAUCUGUAUCAUGCCACUCAGUCCUACUGUCCAUCCUGCUUCUCUCUUGUCCGAUAACUGCAAUCAGUCCUCACGACAGACUGUUCUGCUUUCCUGUUCACAUUUGUUUCAUCAUACCUGUCUUCAAACAUUUGAAGAGUUUUCCUUGGGAGAACGACAUCUUUGUCCUUUAUGUCGCUCAUACUAUCAAAAGAAGAUCCUCAGAUGCUGA